Molecule: messenger RNA, 470 nt
Organism: Rubroshorea leprosula
Lineage: Eukaryota; Viridiplantae; Streptophyta; Magnoliopsida; Malvales; Dipterocarpaceae
Source: the annotation of a GenBank genome assembly
UUCUAUAGCAUUUUCAUAUUCACGUCUUUCACAUUCAAUUUCCAAAAUGGGAGACAGUUCUAGCAGAGACGGUUCUAGCACAUUUCCUUCUGUAACGAAACUGUUGGUGGCGGCGGGAGCAGCAGUGGUGGGCCUGGGGGUGGGCCUGGCGGUCAUAGCCGGUCAGAUGGGAAGCGAGAGUAACGCUAAUGGGGAGAACAAUAAUGAGGAGCGUAUGAUGAAAGCUCCGGGCGGAGGGGGCACCUACAUGCCAAGGAAGCCGUUUGAAGACGAUCCCAAAGGCUACUUUAGAGAUCUGCGUGCUGGAAAGAAAGGGUAGUGAGUAAAUCUAUCCCAGUAGGAGUGAAUGUUAAGUUUCUGCCUGGAUAAAUAAACAACCCUCCUUACCAUGUUCUGUCUUGUAAAAAAAGUUUGUUCUUGUGGAUCAAUUACCUAAGAAUCUAUUUUCAUAAUAGAAAUGCGUUUUAUUA